Molecule: messenger RNA, 2364 nt
Organism: Nicrophorus vespilloides
Lineage: Eukaryota; Metazoa; Arthropoda; Insecta; Coleoptera; Silphidae
Gene: capt
Product: adenylyl cyclase-associated protein 1
Exons: 7
Coding region: 277-2175 (632 amino acids)
Biological process (GO): regulation of adenylate cyclase activity; cytoskeleton organization; cell morphogenesis
Cellular component (GO): cytoplasm
Molecular function (GO): actin binding; adenylate cyclase binding
Source: RefSeq, a predicted model, not a curated record
GUAACAAAGCGGCAUCCUUUGUGGUUGUGUGUACCGAGUGUACAUGACUAAUCCAAGUGACAGUCCUACUGUGGAUUGGCAAACGCCCAUACACGGAAAAAGUAUUAUUAUUAACUCAGUUUCCCGGAACCCGGCAGUUGUUUAAGUUCUUCCAUUUGCAGUACGCCAGUUUUCGCUGGGGGUGAAAAGUAGAUGGCGUUGCGCGGGAUGUUAGUUUAGAUAGGGGCGUAGCUGGCCGGGGAUGCUGCGUAUCAUCUGCCGGUGACGGAGAGGAAAAUGUUCGUUAACUGUUGCGGUCGGAAGAAGGCGAAGACCAGAGACGCGGAAACCCAGAGCGAUAACGAUGUCUUGGGUGGUAUCAGCAACGUGAGUACCACCCCGACUCCAAGCACCGUGAAGGAGCUGGUUUGCGAAAAGCCGGUGAUGGCAUCGGGCGUACCUAGCAACUCGAAUUCUGAUAAGAUCGACAUUGAACUGGAGAAUGAUAUCAUCGAUGACGAUGAUGUGUUCUGUGAGGGUGUUGUGUCGCCGAUCGAGCUCGCUGGCAACCUAGGUGCUGGACCUCCGGUGCCAAAAUGGUUCUCAAAGGAUGAGGACGAGGAGCAGGUGGAGGUCGGUGGCAUACAGGAACCUCCAGCUACUCCGAUCGGCAAGGACGAGCUGGCCCUACGCAGACACCGCUUCUUCUCAGAACUCAUGAUCGCAGCACAGAAUGCCAGUGAACACAAGGUGCAUUUUGAUCCGCUGGGACCAGUCGUGGCCGGUGUCGGUGCCGUCGAUUCGCACCAUACGCAAGAUUUAGAAGCAUUAGUAACUAGACUCGAAGAAGUUACAGUUCGUUUAGAAAACAUCUGCUUGCCGGUUGAAGAAUUGUUGAAAGUCCGCGAGGGAAGUAGUCCAAUUUUUGUCGAAAUGAGCGUUCAAGGAUAUCAAGAUAUCAUCCAGGGCGCGUUCGCCCAAUAUUUGGCUGUAUCCAGCCAAAUUGGAGGUGACGUGGCCACCCACAGUCAGAUGGUCAAGAAGGCCUUCGAUACCCAAUUUCAAUAUUUGACAAUCGCCAGCCAAUCAAAACAGCCGGCCCAAGCAGAUAUUAAUAAUCUGUUGCAACCUACGGGACAAUGCAUUACGACAAUCCAAGAAUUCAGGGAGAAGAACCGCGGCUCGCAAUACUUCAAUCAUCUCUCAGCAAUUAGCGAAAGCAUCCCAGCUCUCGGCUGGGUCGCUGUGAGCCCAGCACCCGCUCCUUAUGUGAAAGAGAUGAACGAUGCCGGUCAGUUUUACACCAAUCGUGUAUUGAAGGACUGGAAGGAGAAGGAUAAGAAGCACGUCGACUGGGCCAAGGCCUGGGUGCAAACCUUAACCGAAUUGCAGGCUUUCGUCAAGCAAAACCAUACUACUGGUUUCGUAUGGACCGGUAAGGGUUCAGCACCGGUCGGCUCUGUACCGCCGCCACCACCUGGAUGCCCACCACCUCCACCAGUUCUCUGUGAUCUUGGCUCUGCCUCAGAUGCUAACAACGAUCGUUCCGCCCUUUUCGCUGAAAUUAAUCAAGGCGAAAACAUAACCAGAACCUUAAAGAAAGUUACUGCUGAUAUGCAGACGCAUAAAAAUCCAACAAUCAGGCAAGGACCGGCUCCAUUCAAGGCACCUAAUCCGGUUGUCUCUUCCGUUGGAGCCAAAGCUGCACCAAUCGAUAAGCCACCAAGUUUCGUAAGGGACGGUAAGAAGUGGCUUAUCGAGUACCAGAAAGGCAAUCAAAAUCUUUUGGUUGAUGGAGCCGAGAUGAACAAUGUCGUUUACUUGUACAAAUGUACCGACUCUACGGUAACAGUGAAGGGAAAAAUCAACUCGAUCACUUUGGAUUCCUGUAAGAAGACUUCCGUCGUCUUCGACAGCCUCGUCUCCGGUGUUGAAUUCAUUAACUGCCAAUCUGUACAGAUGCAAGUUCUUGGCAAGGUGCCAACAAUUUCAGUAGAUAAGACUGACGGAUGUCAGAUCUACUUGAGCAGCGACUCUUUGAACGUCGAAAUUGUCAGCUCAAAAUCAUCGGAAAUGAACGUUCUAGUCCCAAGUGCAAGUGGAGACUACUCUGAGUAUCCAAUUCCGGAGCAGUACAAAACUACCAUCGUUCCCGGCAAGGGCUUAGCAACAAUGAUCGUCGAAAACAAAGGCUAAACCAUUAAUAAUCAUCAAGAAAAACCUUUUUAAUUAUAUAAAACGAUUUUUCAAUUUUAUACAAAAUUAUGUAUCAUUUCUACAUAUGAAUUAAUUACUCUGUAGCUCAAUAUUUAUUAUUAUUACUAUUAUUAAUUUGGUUGUGGCUUUCAUUGAUUCAAAUUUAAGAUAAAUAUAACAAACAGUCCA